AUGGGAGGGACCUGGCACGUAGAGGGACAGCUGAAUGAGCAUAUCUGCGCCACUGCGCUCUACUAUUAUUCCAACGUCAACAUCACCGAUAGCACGCUCGCCUUCCGGCAACAAUCCAAUGCGGAGGACGCGACCGAGAUGCCAUAUGAGCAAGAUGAACACGCUUUCCUGACCGACAUCUUCGGGUGCCGGAACUACGAACCGGGCGUGCAGAACGUGGGCGGCGUGCACACGCGCGAGGGGCGCCUCCUCACAUUCCCCAACAUCCUCCAGCAUCAGGUGCAGCCGUUUGGGCUGAAGGACAGCACGAAGCCUGGACACAGGAAGAUCCUCGCGCUGUUCCUGGUCGACCCCCAUAUGCGCGUGCUAAGCACAGCGAACGUGCCGCCCCAGCAGAAGGAGUGGUGGGUUGAGCGACUGGAUGAGGUGAGGACGGGGUUGGAUAAGCUGCCUAGGGAGUUGAAGGAUGAGGUGUUCAAUGAGGUGAAGGAUGGGUUUCCGAUUAGCUUGAAGGAGGCGAAGGAGCUUCGAGAGGAGCUGAUGGAGGAACGGAAGGCAUUUGAGAUCAAGCAUGACUCGGCGUUCAAGGCCAUCGAGUUUUCGCUUUGCGAACAUUGA
Messenger RNA from Cyclocybe aegerita, 618 nucleotides. NCBI's taxonomy places the organism in Eukaryota, Fungi, Basidiomycota, Agaricomycetes, Agaricales, Hemipholiotaceae. The record is from the annotation of a GenBank genome assembly.